AGCACAAAAGUACAAAGUGUUGUUGAAAAUUGAAAAUUCUAGUCUUCAUGCGUGGGUAAAGUCUAAGAUUUUUAUUCCUCUUCUCUUACACUAUUAUAGCCUAGUUACUUCCAAGCUGAAGGUUGCUGCUGUGCCUUCCAUAUCUAUACUCGUUUUGCAGGGAGCUGUGAGCAUUGCGGCUCCCUGUUUCCACAAUGUGGGUUUUCGAGUAUUUCACGUCAGCACUGCAAUUUUUAGGUCUUUGGAAGAAGUCGGGAAAGCUCCUGUUUUUGGGCUUGGACAAUGCCGGAAAGACAACACUUCUUCACAUGCUGAGAGAUGACAGAAUGGGGCAACACGUCCCCACCUUGCAUGCAACGUCCGAGGAGCUCAAGAUGGGAGGCAUCACAUUUACUGCUCACGAUGUUGGUGGGCACGAGCAAGCUCGUCGUGUGUGGAAGGAUUUCUUUGUGGCCGUAAAUGCUAUUGUAUUUAUCAUUGAUGCAUUCGAUCGGGAUAGAUUCCAGGAAGCUAAAGAAGAACUCGAUGCACUCCUCCGAAACGAGCAGGUGAUGAAUGUCCCGGUGCUGAUUUUGGGCAACAAGAUCGACAAGUAUGGUGCUGUGUCGGAGGCAGAUUUGCGUCAAGUGUUCGGCCUGCAUGGCACGACAGGAAAGGGCAACAUCCCGAAGGGGGAGUUGCAUGGACGACCCAUGGAGCUUUUUAUGUGCAGUAUAUUUAAGAAGCAGGGCUACGGAGAAGGAUUCCGCUGGCUGGCACAGUACAUUGACUAACUUUGCCGUGCAGCACACUUUGGCUGCACUCUACGCACCGAGUGCUCUUGCUGUUGGUUUGGUAUGGAUGUUGUAUUUAUUAGCCUACAUAUGGUUAUUUUUUUAGUGCGGCUAGAUGGUUGCUGGCACACACCAUGGAGGCGAACUGUGUUCAGUGGUGACCCGCAUGUCCGAGCACAAUACUGCCUGCCAUGCCAUCCAUUCUCUGCAUGAACAUCUGAAUUCGAACUGUGGACUUUAGCCAUCAGCAUGCUGUUGCUUUUACUGUUAGAUGCGGGUCAUGUACGAUCUGCUGCAUGCGUUCGCUGCACAUACUGGCAGAAUUACCGGUAUCAGCCACACCGAGACGUAUCUGCCCACCCUUUACUUGCCAACACCAUGCUUGCUACUCCUCUACAUGUACCUGUAAAUAUGUUCAACAAAAGUAAUCUGCUGGUAACGAUUGUGCUUGUUAUUCAAACUUCUAACUACUUGUAAUAUUGUUCAUGGAAAGCAAUCUGCUGGUUCUGAUUGUGCUUGUUAUUGAACCUUCGACCAACGGAUUUCGUUAUGGUUUUUGGUCGCAAUGUGGGCCAUGACAUGAUAAUCUGGUCACAUUUUCAUGCAUCGUCAUGAUCGCAUGUUUAUUAUAUACCAAGAGCACAUAGCCACCAGGAUAAUCUUGAUUUUGCCCGUGGGUCAGGCAGAGAUGGAUGUACGCAUACUGCGCGUAUUGUGCUUCUGGUUUUCACGA
Sycon ciliatum is the source of this 1506-nucleotide messenger RNA. Its product is annotated as GTP-binding protein SAR1a-like. Gene Ontology annotation, molecular function: GTP binding; GTPase activity. Bases 195 to 773 code for a protein of 192 amino acids. The transcript has 7 exons. The record is from RefSeq and is a predicted model, not a curated record. Lineage: Eukaryota; Metazoa; Porifera; Calcarea; Leucosolenida; Sycettidae. Gene Ontology annotation, biological process: endoplasmic reticulum to Golgi vesicle-mediated transport; membrane organization; intracellular protein transport. Gene Ontology annotation, cellular component: endoplasmic reticulum exit site; COPII vesicle coat.